Messenger RNA from Cylas formicarius (sweet potato weevil), 2533 nucleotides. RefSeq names its product RNA polymerase-associated protein Rtf1. Gene Ontology annotation, cellular component: Cdc73/Paf1 complex. Bases 211 to 2286 code for a protein of 691 amino acids. The record is from RefSeq and is a predicted model, not a curated record. Gene Ontology annotation, molecular function: RNA polymerase II C-terminal domain phosphoserine binding; DNA binding. The transcript has 5 exons. Lineage: Eukaryota; Metazoa; Arthropoda; Insecta; Coleoptera; Brentidae.
UUAAUCAAAUAAUGGAAAUGAAAAUUUCAAAUCAAAUAAACCUAAAGAAAAGGAAUUUAAUUAUAAAAAAUAUGACAAGCAAUAUUUCACUACCCAUUCCGCUUCUGUGAGCGGUGUCUGUUUUUGUCGGUUUGUUUGAUGUUUGGUGCAGAGGUAGUGAUCGUUAUAAGUUAUUACAGUGUUUUUCUUACACAAAUUUAAUAAUUCAAAAUGGUUAAGAGAAAAAAUCAAGCUUUUAUCGAUAGUGACUCAAGUGAUAAUUCUGAAGACGAUUUAGAUGAUUCUGAAUUCCUAAAUCUGGCAAAAAAUAAAAACAAGAAAAAGAAACAUUCAAAAGUCAAUUCAGGUGACUCUUCCGAGUCAGAAACAGACGCAUCGACAAAAAAUUCCACCAAACGGGUUAAACGCGACACGGUUUCUUCGGAUUCCGAAAAUGAAAUCCACAAGGAGGACGCCAAAAGCAAUAAUUCAGAACCGGAAGAGGGCGAAGUGUCUGACUCUACGAGUUCUGAGGAAGAGUUUAACGAUGGUUAUGACGACCAACUCAUGGGAGACGACGAGGAUCGUGCUCGACUGGCCAGCCUCACCGAGAAAGAAAGAGAAACGGAAAUUUUCAAGCGUAUCGAACAAAGGGAAUUAAUGAAAACGAGAUUCGAAAUCGAGAAGAAACUGAGGCAACAGAAGAAAUUGGAAAGGGCCAAGGACAAACCAAUAAGCAGGCCGAAAGAAAAGGAUAGGGAUCGCGAAAAGGACACGACCAAACUACAAACGGAUUUCAGCUCAAUCGACCACAAGGAGAGGAGCAAGGAGCGGAAGAAAAUCAUUGAAGAGAACAGGGGCAAAGUGGACAAGAGGGUGAACGCGAUGGCGGAGCUGAAAGCGCGGCGUGAGGGCAAACAGAAGAGGGAAGAAGAAGAGGAGCGGAAACGGCAGGAAGAGGAGGAGAAAAAGAAAAGGGAGGAGGAGGAGAUCGAAACGAAAAAAAAGGAGAUGAAAUUGAAAGCUUCGGACAUUUACUCAGACGACAGCGACAGCGACGAUGGUGAGAAAGACGGCUCCCCGGCGCAGAACAGAGAAACAUCGUCGACGGUCAAGGCGAGAUCUCGUUCGAGGUCGCGGUCCUCAUCGAGCUCGAGUUCGAGCGACGAGCCAGAGGAGGAGGAGGUGGAGAAGCCCGCUUAUAUGCCAACAUGUCAAGACUUGAACCACAUCCGGUUAUCGCGGCACAAGCUGGAACGGUUCGUACAUAUGCCAUUCUUUGACCGGAUAGCCAAGGGAUGUUUCAUCAAAAUCGGUAUCGGGCAGCAUAAUGGUUUGCCCGUGUACCGGGCGGCCGAGGUUAUGGGGGUAUAUGAGACCGCAAAAAUUUACACCCUGGGCAACACGCGGACGAACAAGGGUUUAAGGGUGAGGCACGGCACCCAGGAACGUGUCUUCAGGCUCGAGUAUGUCUCGAACCAGGAGUUUAUCGAGGGAGAGUAUCUGAAAUGGCUGGAGGCGACAAAGGCGGCCGGCUGGGAGCUGCCGACCAAGGCGGUGAUCGAGCAAAAGCAGGCCGACAUUAAGGAGGCCAUCAGCUACGAGUUCAACGAACAGGACGUUGAGAGAAUAGUAAAGGAAAAGGAACGGUUCAAGCCGAACCCGCACAAUUACGCGAUGCGCAAGACGCAGCUGAUGAAGGACCGGGAUUCGGCGCGGAGCCGCGGCGACGACGAUCUUGCCCGCGAACUGAGCGAGAAACUGUCGCAGCUCGAGGAACGCGCUUCCGAAUUGGAUAAGAUGAGGACGUCGACGAUCUCGAGCAUCUCGUACAUCAACGACCGGAACCGGAAACGGAACGUCGAGGAAGCGGAGAAAGCGAUCAUCGCGGAGAUCAGGGCGAACAAGGGCAAAAAAGUUGACGACCCGUUCACGAGACGUUCGACCAAGCCGAGGAUGAACUUCGCGGUCGGCGAGAAGGAGGCGAUAGCGGCCGCGGAAAAGAAAGCGGAAGAGGAGCGACAACUACAGGAACGGCCCGCCGUCGUCGAGAAAGCGAAACAAGUGGAGAAACAACCGCAGGUGUCCCAAGAGGAUCUGUUUUCGGCCCAUGAUUUCGACAUCAAGAUCGACCUAGAAGUUCCUUUACCGAGUAAGUUUAGAUUUGGGAAAGGGGGACGGGGGUCACUUAUCGACGUUAUUGCAGCCACGACGGUCAACGUGCUUCCAAAGGCGACGACCAAGGACCUCGCGCCGAAGCGGAGCCUAAACUUGCAGGAUUAUAAAAAGAAGCGGGGUCUCAUUUAGUAUUUUAAACAUUACGCGAUUGUGGCGCGUAUUUAAUCAUUAGGCGUCGUAAGUGUUUUUUUUUAAGAUGUAUUUAAUUCUUUCGUGGCUUUAUUACCUAAGGAUAAUGUAUUAGUAAGGUUAUGUAACGUGUUCGGCAGGAAACAAGAAAGUCCCACUCAAUUUCGACGCGUUAUCCUACCGAUAAAUGUAAAUAUUAUUAAAUUUAGAAGCAAUAUACUAUUUUAAAAGAAUUUUAUGCUGUUUU